Messenger RNA from Anguilla rostrata (American eel), 4457 nucleotides. RefSeq names its product drebrin 1 (gene dbn1). Gene Ontology annotation, cellular component: lamellipodium; cortical actin cytoskeleton; dendrite. The transcript is spliced from 14 exons. Gene Ontology annotation, biological process: regulation of actin filament polymerization; neuron projection morphogenesis; postsynaptic actin cytoskeleton organization. The coding region runs from base 55 to 1560 and encodes 501 amino acids. The record is from RefSeq and is a predicted model, not a curated record. Lineage: Eukaryota; Metazoa; Chordata; Actinopteri; Anguilliformes; Anguillidae. Gene Ontology annotation, molecular function: actin filament binding.
UGUGGAGGUGGGGGCCUCCCGGAGAUCACCGGGACCUUUGAUCACACGCGCAUCAUGUACGGAUUCUGCAGCCUGAAGGAGCCCAACUCUGCCCUGCCCCGCUACAUCCUCAUCAACUGGGUUGGUGAGGAUGUGCCCGACGCCAGGAAGUGUGCCUGUGCCAGUCACGUAGCAACCGUCGCCGAGUUCUUCCAGGUCAGUGUAAGUGAGGGAGUGGACAUCAUCAUCAACGCCAGCAGCGUGGAGGACAUCGACCCGUCCGCCAUCGGCCAGCGCCUGACUAACGGCAUGGUUGCCGUGGCGAGCCCCGUCCUCAGCCGGCUGCGCAUGAAGGACGAGGAGCAGGCCGAGAACGUGGGCACCACCUACCAGAAGACGAACGCGGAGAUCGAGAUGAAGAAAAUCAACAGAGAGGAAUUCUGGGAACAGGCCAAGCGUGAGGAGGAGCUGCGGAAGGAGGCGGAGAGGAAGAAGGCCGCGGAGGAGCGGCAGCGUUUCGAGGAGGAGCGCAUGGAGCUGGAGCGCAAGGAGCAGGAGGAGCGGGAGAGGAGGUACCGAGAGAGGGAGCAGCAGAUCGAGGAGCACAGGAAGAAGCUGCUGGAGGAAGAGGAGGCUUGGGAGAAGACCAGAAACCAGUCCCUGAUUACAGCGGAGAGCUCUGAAGAAGCUCUGGACAAAAGGGAGUCAGAGGUGGAGGAGGCGGCAGCCAUCAUUGCUCAGAGGACCGAUAACCCCAGGGAGUUCUUCAAGCAGAAGGAGAUGGGUGUGGCCACCAGUGUGGACAGCUCCCCCGUGUCCACCCACAGAACCGGCCGCUUGGACAGCCCCUUCUUCAAGCUGCAGCACAGUCCUCCUGAGCCCAGCCCGCCACACGUCCGGCUGCAGCCAGGUACACCUGAAAAUGAAGGGAGCUCAGUGCACAGCCCGAUGGCUGACACCUCUACACCCAUCCCCAAAAUCCUCACCACCCCCAUUCAGGAGGCGGACGAUAGCAUGAGCGGGAGGGACUCCCCGAGCACUCCCGUACAGGAGACGGCCCAAUCCAAGCCCACCCAGAGCGUGGCCCCCCAGGCCCGAGACCCCAGCCAAACGAAGGAGACGGACAGCCUGGUGGACCUAUGGGAGACGGCUGGCCCGCCCCCUGGCACCGCCCCCUCCCAGGCCGCACAGCUGGUCGAUCUCAUGGGCGACGCCCCGGAGCCCUGUGCCGGGGGCGCGGCCCCCCCCUUCCCCGAGCCCCUCCUCAGCUUCGACGAGAUGCCGGCGCCCCCCGCCUCGGCGGACAUGACCCUGAGCUACCAGCAUGCACUGCAGCACGCGGGCGGCUCCAGCAGCCAGGAGCUGGAGGACAGCCAGCUGCUCAUCACCAACGGGGAGAUGUUCCUGAAGGAGGGGACGCAGGCAAGUGAGGGCUACUUCAGCCAAUCACAGGAGGAGGAAUUUGCCCAAUCAGAAGACUGCUCUGCAAAAGUGAACCCGACACCAGUGUUGUACAACAAGCCACCAGAAAUCGACAUCACGUGCUGGGACACGGACCCCGUGAUGGAGGACGAGGACUGAAGGUUCAGCGGGGGGGAUGAAGGGGGGGUAGAUCCGGCCCCUCCCGGCCCCUCUUCAGCAAACUAAUAACGUCAUAAUAAGUCUCGCAUUUAAAAAAAUAAUAAAAGAGAGGUUAGCCACUGAGAGGAAUGGAGUUAUUGUUAAAGAUGCAGACGGGUGAAAGAGCUCCUGAUGUUUGUUUUUUUUUUUUGACUAUGCAGAUACAGUUUGAGUCCGAAGCCCUUCAUGGACAAUGUUCAGUUAUAAUGCUUCAUAGAGCAGACAGAAGCUUCCUGUACUGCCCUGCAUAGACAAUGUUCUGUUAUAAUGCUUCAUAGAGCAGACAGAAGCUUUCUGUACCAUCCUUCAUAGACAAUGUUCAGUUAUAAUGCUUCAUAGAGCACACAGAAGCUUCCUGUACUGCCCUGCAUAGACAAUGUUCUGUUAUAAUGCUUCAUAGGGCAGACAGAAGCCUUCUGUACCACCCUUCAUAGACAAUGUCCUGUUAUAAUGCUUCAUAGAGCUGACAGAAGCUUCCUGUAUUGCCCUUCAUAGACAAUGUUCAGUUAUAAUGCUUCAUAGAGCUGACAGAAGCUUCCUGUAUUGCCCUUCAUAGACAAUGUUCAGUUAUAAUGCUUCAUAGAGCAGACAGAAGCUUCCUUGUUCCACCCUUCAUAGACAAUGUUCAGUUAUAAUGCUUCAUAGAGCAGACAGAAGCUUCCUGUACCACCCUUCAUAGACAAUGUUCUGUUAUAAUGCUUCAUAGAGCAGACAGAAGCUUUCUGUACCACCCUUCAUAGACAAUGUCCUGUUAUAAUGCUUCAUAGAGCUGACAGAAGCUUCCUGUAUUGCCCUUCAUAGACAAUGUUCUGUUAUAAUGCAUUAUAGAGCAGACAGAUGCUUCCUGUACCACCCUUUGUAGACAAUGUCCUGUUAUAAGGCUUCAUAGAGAAGAGAAAUGUUUCCUGUACCACACAGGUACACAGUACACCCAGUUUGUUUGGUUUGGAUAGAUCAGAUCCUUUCCAGGGAUGUACAGCUAUCCCACACUGCAGUGCUCCACAGAAGUGUCUUUCAUAGCUAUAGCCAAUCCCCCAUGACUGACACGACAUUUCCCCUCUGUUCUACCCCACAGGGGACAGAUAUGAAGCGAUGCCUGGGGUAAUCUUGCCUUUGAUGUAGAGUUUGGCUUGAACCCUUAAACCCCACUCCCGUUCUUCAAAGGGGGGUUAGGGGGCGGUAUGAGCGGGUGGGUAGGGUGCAGUUACGGUCAAUCAGGGUGGGGGGGGGGGGGGACCCUAUGUGCUCGAAUGAAUGCUUACCAGUCUCCGGAAAAUAAUGCAUUAAAAGGAACCCUGAAGAAAUCAGACUAAGAAUGGCUCUUUUUAGCGUUUACCGUGCUAAUUCACCGUGUUAAGGGUCCCGCACGCCCCUGUGCUGGCAUACACAGUGGCCAAACUGAGAGUCGUCAAUAGAGACAUUGAAAGGGAUGUGUAUAUUCUGUCAGCCUAUUCAAUUUGUACAUUAUUUGAUAUAUAGAGUCUUUGAACAGUGGUUAUGGUGUUACAAUCAAAUAGUGAAAUAUCAAGUAAGAGUUAAACUGAUUUUUUAGCAGAUUUGAAUGGGCUUUAGUGGGCCCACACCUUUCAAAUUGCAUAAUGUCUCGUGCUCAGUGAGUUGCUUGUGUCUGUAUUGAAGCAAAUCAUUUAGGGGAGAUAUCCUUUUCUCAUUAUUUAUUAGUUACAAUGGCUCUUUCUGUUCCUGGGUUCGCUAUAAGCCACGGAACGAUAGACUUCGGGUCAGUUGUAAUUACUGUUACAUGAGGGGUUGCUAUUGUAAAACUAGUUUUUAGUUUCAGCUGGUGUUCCAGAGAGCGACAGACUGUUUUAUCCUCCUGAAUGAACCAACUCUCAUUGAGAAAAACCAAACAGAACCAUAAAAUUGGAUGUUUGGAAGUCUCACAUAUACAGUAUCAGGUCUUGGUCGAUGCAAACCAGAAUAGCAAAAUAAGUUACCCUCAUUUUUGUUUCCGUUGAACAAAUCUCAUUCAUUGUAGACACAGGUGGGUCAUUCUGGUGUAUAUUGAAUUGGAUGUAUAUUAAAAUCGACGUACAAAACAUGGGCAAAACUGGAAUGGGGUGCUAACCUGAAACCUUAUAAUGUCAAAAGCUUGGAAAAAAUAGAACAUCCUUCCUCUUCCCUCCACGGUUUUUUGGCAGUCUUCCAUUUCCCUGUGUUUAGCAUUCGAAGGAUACACCCUGAUCCUCAUUUCAGUCCCGGGACACAAACCCGUGGAAUUCCUACACAGACGUCCUGAGCAGACAAGCAAGCAAUAAGAUUAACGUGUGUAGUAUAGCUGUGUAAAUAACCAAUUUUACUAAUACAGUAUGGAUAUUACUGCUGAUCCUAACGUUAUUUAUAUGAUUGUGGCCCGCCGUACUGAGUAAUCAUUGAAGUGGAUUUGGAAUUGAGUUUGGUUUUUAAAAGUAGCUUUAUUCUGAAAUGGGAAGUGUACCAUGAUUCCUGUGGGACUGAUUUCCCCGAGCUUUCUCGUGAAAGAUAUCUCGAACUCUAGGGGAGCCGGCCUGCAUCUUUAACAGUAACUGACGUGACCUUAUGACAUGAUUUCAAUGUAUUCUUCUUCACCUUGGACCUCCAUGAUAGUCUGUCAGGCUCUCUCCUAUCACACUGCUAGGAGAUUACUAUACCCUGCGCCAAAGCAAGGCUUAGCGUUUCUUUUCUCUUUAUUUGUCUUUUUUUAAAGCUUUUUUUUUUGUAUUUCUUCCCUUUCUAUCUCUUACCUGUCCGUCCGCUUCUCACACGCUGUUUUUGAAAAAGAAAAAAAAAAAGCACAAAUUUUUUUGUGACAUGCUAAAGUGCUGAUGUAUGUUAAUAAAAGACUUUCAAAAACCUCUAAA